AUGGCUUCUUCGUGGGCGAUGAAAACGGCUCGUCAAGCCUCAACCCUAUCUCGGAUCUCCUCUACCAGAUCAUCAACUCAAUCCUCUUCCCUAAUUCAGCGCCGUGGCCUUGCUGGCGCUGCUGAUCACCAUGGACCUCCAAGAGUUAAUUGUUGGCAAGACCCAAUGAGUCCAUCUAAGUGGAAGGAAGAGCACAGCAACUCUUUGGACCAUGAACAGCAUCCUAUGAUGUGGUUCAAGCUUUGAAGUCCUGAUAUCUUCCUUUGGGAUUGGAACUUCAGACUGAAGAAAGUUUAAUGUUUAUAUCUUAUAUGUAGCAGUUUGUCGUGUUUUUGUAAGAGCAAAUUUUUUCGCUUUGUAGAACAAAUGAAAAUUUGAAAGAUGUUGCUGAAAUUUAGGCGUUGUAUAUCUGACUCCCUGUGAUUGUUCUUAUUCCUCUCCAUAUUUAUAUAGCUAACUAUAGAGUAUGAUUUUCUUUUUAUUUUGCAACUAAUUGCACUGUGCCUGCGAGAGCCUAUGGCUUGGGCAACACUAUGUGUUGCUAGCCAGGGGUUUAUGCACAAAAAAACAAAAAAAAAAUUCAUUUUAUUUUGAAGUGUGAUGUUUACCUUGAUUAUUGAUUCCGCUUUAGGGAAUACUUGUUUUUUGAAGUAAUGCGACCUGUUAUAUCUUUCUUGCUCUGUUUGUUUUUAAAUAUGGUGGACUUAGUACUGGUUUGAUCAUUCUAUUUAACAUUUCAUUCGUUUCUUACAAGUAAUUCUAUCCACUGUUGUGGUGAUUUUCUGAAAUUAUGUUGGUGCCAUAUUGUAAAUUGUAUUUAUGAUGGAUCUUUUGCUUUCCAGUUUGUGAUUAUCUCUUUAUCUGGCUGGGGUUUGCUUUUCUUUGGAGGAUACAAGUUUUUUACUGGUGGCAAGAAGAACAAGGAAGAGAAAUUGGUGGAAGCAUCACACUAGGAUUAGGGGGGUUUUCAAAGGCAUCAAGCCAGAGGCUCGCUUCUAAUAAUGUGUUUACUUGGACUUCAAAUCUCCUGAGAUCACCUUUUCUUUGUAUGGAUACAGUUCUUUCUUUCCCCAUCUAUAUGAAUGACAUUUUUUAGAAUGACAAGUGAUGGGUUUUCAUAAGUUUAUUACAUUAUUGUGAGAUUUAGCUACAUUGUGUGGACAGGAGGACGUGGUACAAGCAUGUGUGAAAGUGAUGAGAAAUAUUGCAUGAACAUGGAAAAAUUUAGAAAUGUGCACAAAAAGAGAGCAUUCUUAGUAGUUUUGGUUAUAAUGUAGAAGCAGAGAGGAACUCUUCAUUCGAGCUCUAAAAUUUCUAAGUCGUAGCUAGGGUAUCGAUAUUGCAGCAAUCGCCCUCUCGGGUCGUC
Messenger RNA from Ilex paraguariensis (yerba mate), 1366 nucleotides. Lineage: Eukaryota; Viridiplantae; Streptophyta; Magnoliopsida; Aquifoliales; Aquifoliaceae. The record is from the annotation of a GenBank genome assembly.